GAAGGAUUUUCCUGGAAUGUGGGAGAAACAGGACGAAAUGGAUGAGUAAAAUAAAUGUUAAAUGAAGCAUAAUGUGGAAAAAACAACAGACAUUAGGACUUGUGAGAUAAGUAAUAAAGUCGAGUUAAAAAAAUGAAGGCAACCUCCCUCUAAGACUGGCCCCUCCUGGCCGAGGAGACAUGUGCGAGUCUGCACGUAGCACACUUCUAGUCUUGUAGUCAUACUGCAUACCUCUAGUCCUCUAGUCCUCUAGUCCAUGUCCUCCAGCCCUGCAGGACAGGAGACGUCCAUCAGUGCAGCCAGACAUCUCAUCUAAUAACACUGGCACACUUGCCCACUGCCACGAUGCUCUUUUUCAGGAAGUUGCUGCCCUGUUGGUGUCUCCUGUUGCUGAGCUGCCGGACAACGCUUUCAGCCCAUGACUUCUUCACCUCCAUAGGCCAGAUGACAGACCUGUUGCUCACCGAGAAAGACCUUGUCACCGCCCUCAAAGACUACAUCAAAGCUGAGGAGAGCAAGCUGGAGCGGAUCAAAAAGUGGGCUGAAAAGUUAGAAGCUCUGACGAUCGCUGCAGCACAAGACCCAGAGGGCUUCCUGGGCCACCCCGUCAAUGCCUUCAAGCUGAUGAAGCGGCUGAACACUGAGUGGGGCGACCUGGAGAGCCUCGUACUCAGUGACACCACCGAUGGUUUUAUUUCCAACCUGACCAUCCAGAGGCAGUACUUCCCCACGGACGACGACCAGACCGGGGCGGCCAAAGCUCUCCUUCGUUUGCAAGACACAUAUAAACUGGAUUCCAACACCAUCGCUACAGGAAACCUGCCUGGAGCUACGCACAAGACUCUUAUGACCGCGGAGGACUGUUACGAGCUGGGAAAGAUCGCCUACACGGACGUUGACUAUUACCACACGGAGCUGUGGAUGGCACAGGCCCUGAAACAGCUGGACGGGGGAGAAGAGUCCACUGUGGAUGCGGUGACGGUGCUGGACUACCUCAGCUACGCCAUCUACCAGCAGGGGGAGAUGGAGCGAGCUCUGGAGUACACCAAGAGGCUACUUGAACUGGAUCCAGAGCAUCAGCGAGCCAAAGGCAACGUGAAGUACUUUGAGUUCCAACUGGAGAAGCAGAGGAAUGCGUCGAAAGAUGACGCUAACAAACAGAAAGAGCCCGAGAAGAAAGAGACAGCAGAAAAGAAGCCAAAGGAGAAGAAGGACAAGAAGGCCUUCAGUCUGAUCCCUGAGAGGAAGAAGUAUGAAAUGCUGUGUCGCGGAGAAGGCAUCAAAAUGACCCCACGUAGGGAGAGCCGGCUCUUCUGCCGUUACUAUGACAACAAUCACAACCCCUUCUAUGUGGUGGGACCGGUCAAGCAGCAAGACGAGUGGGACCGUCCGUACAUCGUCCGCUUCCUUGACAUCAUCUCUGCCAAAGAAAUUGAGAAGGUCAAACAGCUGGCAAAGCCGAGGCUACGCAGGGCCACCAUCUCCAACCCCACCACGGGAGUGCUGGAGACGGCGCACUACAGGAUCAGUAAAAGGCGAGCCACGGUGCAUGACCCCAAAACCGGGAAGCUUACCACAGCCCAAUACAGAAUCUCCAAGAGUGCAUGGCUCACAGCCUACGAAGAUCCCGUCGUCCAAACCAUCAAUCAGAGGAUUGAGGAUCUCACAGGCUUGGAAAUGGACACGGCAGAAGAACUGCAGGUUGCAAACUAUGGCGUCGGCGGCCAAUACGAGCCUCACUUUGACUUUGGCAGGAAAGACGAGCCGGAUGCGUUUAAAGAGCUGGGAACUGGCAACCGCAUCGCGACGUGGCUCUUCUAUAUGAGUGACGUGUCAGCAGGUGGCGCCACAGUAUUCCCAGAUGUGGGAGCAUCAGUUAGGCCUCAAAAGGGUACUGCUGUGUUCUGGUACAAUCUCUUCCCCAGCGGGGAGGGAGACUACAGCACACGGCAUGCAGCUUGCCCUGUGUUGGUGGGCAAUAAGUGGGUAUCAAACAAGUGGAUUCAUGAACGAGGCCAGGAGUGGCGGCGACCAUGUGGCCUAAAUGAGACUGACUGAUGAAAGCAAGAAAGCAAGCUCGGGUUCGAACCCUGCAGACCAUCACAAUGGAUGCCCGAGCUCAAACACUCCCCUUUUUCUUGCGUGCCUCUUUCACUCCCUGCUGGUAAUCAUUGUGGCAUUCACUCCUUCUUGGACCUUUACACUUCACACGGCCACAUUUAUUACUGCAUGCGUAAAGCAGAGGUCCCCAACCUUUUUCAAACCACAGGCCCACUCCUCUCUGUCAAACGGGCGAGGCGAGCUUGGAGUAAUCACAAAGUCAUCUCGUGCAAUUGUUUUAGUAGUGCCAAUGGCAGCAUCUUCAGCGCUAAGGAACUUGGUAUAUUAGCAUGCCUGGAAGCAACAGCAGGGUUCCCACGGGUCAUUGAAAAGUUUCAAGUCAUUCAAUUGAUUUAGCCAAAAUAAAAGCCUUAAAUGGCAUUGAAAAUCAUUAAAUAUAAUGUCCAGAGGCAUUAAAUAUAAUGUCCAGAGGCAUUAAAUAUAAUGUCCAGAGGCAUUAAACAAUGAUUACGAUUGCAGAUGGCAACAAAAAAGACCACCCGACCCGUAAAAGCUGCACUUCAACAAAUAUCGAGAGUCCAUUUAAUUUCUGUUUGUUUACCUAUAAUUAAGUUAUUAACCUUCCAAUUACAAAGGUUAAAUUAUAGUAAUGAUUGCGUUUAAAAUGUUUACUUGCAUCUUUAAUAUAUGGCAGGAUUACAUGUGUGCUUCAUUGGGCUACUUUUCAACA
This is a messenger RNA of Entelurus aequoreus (snake pipefish), 2791 nucleotides long. RefSeq names its product prolyl 4-hydroxylase subunit alpha-1-like. Gene Ontology annotation, biological process: peptidyl-proline hydroxylation to 4-hydroxy-L-proline. Gene Ontology annotation, cellular component: endoplasmic reticulum. Bases 346 to 2058 code for a protein of 570 amino acids. The transcript is spliced from 16 exons. Gene Ontology annotation, molecular function: iron ion binding; procollagen-proline 4-dioxygenase activity; protein binding. NCBI's taxonomy places the organism in Eukaryota, Metazoa, Chordata, Actinopteri, Syngnathiformes, Syngnathidae. The record is from RefSeq and is a predicted model, not a curated record.